CAGUGAAUUUUGGCGCUCAUAUUUACCCCACGUCUCGCAACCAAAGCACAGUUUGGAAAUGGCAAUCUGGUAAUUCUGCCACCAAAUGAAGAUCAUAAAGAAAAACUAAUUAUUGGGCUGGGUCUUUAUAUAUAUAAUUUUGAUCAACACUAUUAUUUUAAUAAAUUAAAAAAAAAAUAAAAAAUAAAAAUAAAAAUAAAAAACAAUUCCCGUUGAAUAUUGAAUUGAGUGUGAAGAGGAAAUAGUGGGGUGCACAUUGCGUAAGGCAACAAACCGAAAUUCGAGUCCUUUUGGAACUCAACUCCCUCCUCUGGUUGAAGACGGUGUCGUACUGGGUUGUCGUUUAUAUUACGAUAAUCGCUUCCUCGUCUCGUCCCUCAGACUCAGAACAAACGGAGAAGAUAACCCCCCCAGUUUCUCUCACUGCAAAAACUCCCACCUGGAUUCUGCUGCACCUGCAAGCUACAUGAUGGGCUCCACAAAUGGCUUAGCCGGUGCACAGGGGACGCAACCUCUAUUUUCGUUUGGGGUGAUAUCUGACGUCCAGUAUGCUGAUAUUCCUGAUGGCCGUUCUUUCCUUGGCGUUCCACGAUAUUAUAGGCAUAGCAUUGUUGUACUGCAAAGGGCUGUCAAAAGAUGGAAUGAUCAGAAGAGGCAUAAUUUUGUGAUCAAUUUUGGGGAUAUUGUUGAUGGAUUUUGCCCAAAAGACCAAUCCCUGGAUGCUGUAAGAAGAGUUGUUGACAAAUUUGAGGAUUUUAAUGGUCCUGUCUAUCAUAUGAUUGGUAAUCACUGCCUCUAUAAUCUUCCCCGCACCAAAUUACUUCCGUUGUUGAAGAUUCCAAGUGUUGAUGGUCGUGCAUACUAUGACUUUUCACCAACACCAGAAUUCAGAUUCGUUGUUUUGGAUGGCUAUGAUAUCAGUGCCAUUGGUUGGCCUCAAGAACAUCCAAAUACAAUAGAGGCUUUGAAAUUCCUUGAGGAGAGGAAUCCAAAUACAGACAAGAACAGUCCAGCUGGCCUUGUAGGCCUCGAGAGAAGGUUCCUUAUGUUCAAUGGAGCAGUUGGAAAGGAACAAUUGGAAUGGUUAGACGACAUCCUCAAGGAAGCAACAAAGUUGAAACACAAAGUAGUGAUUUGUUGCCAUCUGCCUUUAGAUCCUGGGUCAUCAGCCAAAGAAGCACUUUUGUGGAACUAUGACGAAGUCAUGAGUGUGGUACACCAGUAUAAUUGCGUGAAAGUUUGCCUUGCUGGGCACGAUCACAAAGGCGGCCACUCUGUUGAUUCCCAUGGAAUCCACCAUAGAGUUCUUGAAGCUGCCCUUGAGUGCCCUCCUGGGACAGAUGCAUAUGGAUAUAUUGACGUUUAUGAUGAUAAGCUUGAACUUACUGGUACUGACCGAAUGAAGAGCACUGACAUGCUAUACAAUCCUCAAGCAGACUUACAAGAUAACUGGCAUUAAGAAGUUCGUUAACAAAUUCUUUUGAAUUUGGUGUAUGUUAUUUGGAGAUGUGUGAUUAUGCAUAAGUCUUGAAAGGGCUUGGCUCGAAAUAGUUCCCUGCAUAUAUAUUGGGGAGACCAGAAACUUCUCAUGUUUUGUACUCCCAUGAGAACGAUAUAUACAAAAUCAUAUUUGACUGUCAUGACCAGUUUGUUGCUUUGCA
Messenger RNA from Prunus persica (peach), 1661 nucleotides. Its product is annotated as manganese-dependent ADP-ribose/CDP-alcohol diphosphatase. The transcript is spliced from 2 exons. Gene Ontology annotation, molecular function: 2',3'-cyclic-nucleotide 2'-phosphodiesterase activity; CDP-glycerol diphosphatase activity; manganese ion binding. The record is from RefSeq and is a predicted model, not a curated record. Bases 467 to 1459 code for a protein of 330 amino acids. Lineage: Eukaryota; Viridiplantae; Streptophyta; Magnoliopsida; Rosales; Rosaceae.